UAAAGAAAAUUACAAAUUAUCGUUGGUUGCAACCUUGCAGAAAAAAAGGAAAGAAAUUUGAUAAAACACAAUUUAACAGCAAAUGAGCAUGAUAGGAACUAAAUGAAAUGACUGUAUAGGUUUUUCAGACAUUGCUGGUUAAUUAUUUUUUAGAACUCCAUGAAGGGCUGGAAGAUUGAUAUUGUACUUCAGUGGUGAAAAUUUGUGAUAAAUAAAACAAUUUAGCCUCAGAUAGUAGGCUACAUACACAGCCGCUAAACCCCGCCCCUAGUUUUUCCCUCUCUACCUGUCGAUCAAGCCUUAAUCCCGCCCCCUCCCGGUCCGCCUGUCAGUCAAACGUCUGCCCCGCCCCUUCACUGCCUGCUUGCACGUCGCGCAAAAAAACAGCAGCGACGGCCGUUGGGGGAAGAGAGUAAAUAGAGAGAGAAGCCUCAAGAUGGCUGACUCGCUGGGCUCCGUUCACCUCACCGGAGCUGCGGCUACUGCGGUAGCCCCCGCGGUCACCUCCGCCAAAAGCCCGCUCGCCAAGCCGACCGAGGCGAAGGGAGCCCCUGACAACCGCUCUCAGUCUUCCCGGGAUUUCAACCCGCCGCCGCCCAAGAAGGUCCGAGUCGAGGAGAGGAGCGUUAAACCCAAGAAACUCAGCAGGGAAGGAGGAGUGGGAGGCGACGGUAGCGGCAAAGAGAAACUCCAACAGCCCACGAAGCAGCAGAGCUAUGGCAGUGGCACGGGUUUGUGGAGCUUCAGUCCGGUUAAGGCGAGCGGCAACAACCCUCCGGUGCCUGCUACCGGUGGAUCCCAACCACCGACAAACACACACAAAGUCUUCAAACAGAGCGAUUUCUUCCUCCACAAAGCGCCUUCCUCCUCCAAACCCAAGAAACCCAGUAAAGAUAAACAGCGGGAGAAAGAGAGGGAGAAGGGAAAAGGAGGCGGAGAAGAGAAAAAGAAACAUAAACUGAUGUUGACCUCCGGACCCGGGAGUAACGCUAGUAACAACAACAGCGAUAUCAGCAGAUUUAAUUACAUUUCUGCAGUGAAGAGAGAAAAUGGGGAGGUCAUGUUGCCACCCAAAGACCUGAAACCUUCCUCUCUUCUUCCACAGAGCAACUCCAACAAGGACAAGGCGAAGGAGAGAGACCGUGAAGAGAGGGAGAAGAAGAAGGUCAAAGACAGAGAGAGAGAAAAAGAGAAGAAGAAGCACAAAGUGAUGAAUGAGAUUAAGAGGGAGAACGGAGAAGUCAAGCAGCCAAUUAAAGAUGAAAAAGAGAAAGCCAAGAUCAACUCAGAGGAGCUGCAAAUCAAGAAAGUGAAGAAGAAAAAGAAGAAGAAACACAAAGAGGGGGAGAAGCACAAACGAGUGAAGAUGUACCACCGCUCCUGCCAAACCAUUUGUGCUGGCCUGCUUCUCCUCCCUCCGUCCUCCCCAUCUCCCACCUCCUCCUCCUCAGCCUCCGAUCCCACGCAGAACUCCUCCCUGUCUCCAUUUAAGUCCCCGCUGCCGGUUUGCCCCUCACCUAACAACAAGUCCUCACACAUCCUGCCCUCCUCUCCUCCUCUCGCCCCCAAAUCCCUCUUUAACUCCUCAGUUUCCAACUCUCCCAACUCCGUGUCGUCCUCCAUCAAGGCGCCGCUUGCUUCUCCGACCAAACAGCAGCAGCCACGGUGCACCUACCCCGGCAUGGCGGGUCUGGAGUUCGCCCCGUACAUCCACAUAGAGAACCAGCCUAAUGGAGGGGCGCUGGUGGCCCACGCCUACACCUCACAGCUCUCCUCUCUCUCAAUGGGCCAGAGGCAGAGAUUCGCCCAGGAGUUUGUCACCUUGGCCUUCAGCGAGGACUCAUCCCAGGCAGCUCAUUAUGUCAUGGGAAUCGUCCACGGAGAAGCCAGCUACCUGCCCGAUUUCUUGGACUACUUCUCGACCAAGUUCCCGUCAGCUCCGGUCAAAAUGGAAAUACUGGGAAAGAAGGACAUAGAGACAACCACUAUGGCUAAUUUCUACUCUCAGGUGAAGAGAACGUACAGUCACGGGACGUACCGAGCCGGGGCGAUGAGACAGAUCAGCUUGGUGGGAGCUGUGGACGAGGAGGUCGGGAAUUAUUUCCCAGAAUUCCUCAGCAUGCUGGAGGAGUCGCCCUUCCUGAAGAGGACUCUUCCGUGGGGAACGUUCUCCAGUCUGAGGCUGAUGAGUCCCACGGAGAGCGACGACGGUCCCAUAAUGUGGGUCAGACCAGGAGAACAGAUGAUACCUGUGGCUGAUAUACCAAAGUCCCCCUUUAAAAGAAAACGCUCCACCAACGAGGUGAAGAACCUGCUGCAGUCGCUGCCCCGGACCAGCGAGCCCAGAGAGAUGCUGUUCGAGGACCGGACCCGGGCCCACGCUGACCACAUCGGCCAAGGUUUCGAACGUCAGACCACAGCAGCCGUCGGGGUGCUGAAGGCCGUGUGCUUCGGAGAAGGCUCAGAGCCUCCUCGUGUAACCAAAGACGUCGUGUGUUUCCACGCUGGUGAUUUCCCUUAUGUAGUUCAGAGGCUGCAGUUGGACCUACACGAACCCCCGCUGUCUCAGUGCGUGCAGUGGGUGGAUGAUGCCAAACUGAACCAGCUGCGCCGCGAGGGGAUCCGCUACGCCCGCAUCCGCCUGUGCCACGACGACAUCUACUUCAUCCCCCGCAACGUGGUCCACCAGUUCAAGACAGUGUCGGCCGUCUGCAGCCUGGCGUGGCACGUCCGCCUGAAGCAGUACCACCAAGGAGAGGGCGAAGAUGAGGAGGAGGAGGAGGAGGUGAAGGAGGAGAAGCCGAAGGAGAAGGAGAUGGAAGCGGCAUUGGAGGAAAAAGAGGAAGGGGAGGGGAGGAGGGAAAAGAAGAGUGAGAAAGGAGGGAAGGAGAGGAUAAAGGAGGAGGAGGGGGAAGAGGAGGUGGAGAACAGGACGUUGCCCGCUGUCAAAAAGGAGGAGCAGGAUCAGCACCUCCCUCACCCUCAUCCUCAGCCGGCUCGCUCAGCGGACUUGAGUGCAGGCAGAGACAAAGAGGAGGAGGCUGAGAGGGUGAAAGGAGGAGGGAAACCCAAACAGCAGGAGUCACCUCCUGCUAAGGUGAAGACCGAACCUCCAGCUUCUCCUCUUUGCAAAAAUAAAUCUCCGUCGCCUCUCCCUCUGUCCCCUCCCGCCUCUCUUCAUCCUCCUCUCCAGGACACAAAACCCAAAGUAUCAUCGAAGUUCCAUCACCAUCAUCAUCACCACCAUCACUCAGACAGCAGAAUGACGUCUUCCAGCGCAGCAGCAGCUUCCUCCUCCUCCUCUUCCUCCUCUUCUUCUACUUCUCAUUCGGAUCCCAAAUCAACUCUUUCUCCAUCUUGUCCUAAGUCUUCUUCCUCCUCUUCUUCGCCCGCCACUGAUGCUCCUCCACGCUCCUCUUUAGCUGCUCCCAGCCCGACUUCUUCUACCUCUUCUUCUCUUCCUGUUCUGUCCACAUCUUCUUCAUCCUCUGCUACAUCUUCCCCGCCUGCUCCUAAACCGACAACCCCUCCGUCCGCCGUCUCUGCGGCGUCUCAGCCGCCUCCCCCGUCUCCGUCACACCUACCGAAGGACAGAGACUCGCUUCGCCUCAAGCUGGACGUUCCCUCGGACACACGGACGCAAGCGCAGCACGGGUCGCCCGCCGUGGACGCACAGGCCGACACACGGACACACACAGCGGCGGCGGGGGACGCAUGGGAUCGAACGCCGGCGGACACACGGACGCAAACACUCCUGGAGAAAUGGACUCACAGUUUGGACUCAGACUCCAGGCCAUCGGUGGAUUCGCAGAUGCGCGUGCCGCAGGACGCGGGGAGGCAAGGGAUGUACAUGCAGCAAUACCCACCCCAGCACCUCCCACCUCCUCACCUGCUCCCCCCUUCCUUCUCCCCUCUCCUGCCGCACUCCCACCUCCCUCACAGACCUCCCCUGCUCCCCCCAAAUCCGCUAUCCAACCCCUCCCUCCCGGCGCAGCCGCAAACACUCAACUCGUUCCUGAGUCAGAAACCGACGCCACACUCGGUUCACAUGAGCCAGCUCCACCUGCACCAACCAAACAUCACCACCCAGUCUCAGCCGUACUACCAGCCUCCCCUCGUCGCCUCCCCCUCUCAGCCAAACACUCCCCUCUCCAGCUCCCAGCCUCUCCCUCCUCACCUCCCCCACCAUCACCAGUUCGCCAAAACCUUCUUCCCUCCCCAGCACCCGCACUUCUCCUCCCAUCCCUUCCUCCCCCCUCAGUCUUUCCUGCCUCAGCCUCCGGGCUCUUACCCGCUACAGCCGCAAUACCAGACCUCAGCACCAGCGCAGGUUCAGCUCUCUCUCGCGCAGUCUUUCCCCCACCCGCCUCCUCCUCCCACCACCUCGCAGUCUCUGCCUCCGCCUCCUCCCCCUCUCCCACCUCCUCUCCCUCCUCAGCCUUCCCCCUCUGUCCUCCCCCCAAAGCAUGAAGAGGAGCGGAGACAGGUUUUAUAGUAGUUUUUGUACAUAAUGAUGCUGUUUUUAAAUGACUGUAAAUGUACAAGGUUUUAUUUUGGUUGUGUUGUUGUAAAACGAUGUAAAAAGGAAAUAACAGGAGGAGACAGACACAGUAUCGUAGUUUAUAAAGCAGAGUUGGACUUUAUUUAACCCACACACCUCUUGACUGGACUGGUUUAGACUGUACCGAUGCUGUGGUUGUGCUCUGGUUCAAAAAUAUUAAGCGGUUACUGCAUGUACUGGUAGUUUUGGCCUUUAGUAAAAGUAUGGGUGCGCCAAAAUCUGACAGGUUUCCAGGUUCACGUCUGCCAAACUGCUGUCUGGUUCUCUGUUUUUGAAGUUAGCAAAGCCCUUUUAAACAUCAGAAUACCUGUGAACCAUCAGAGGAAGGAAAUAGUAAAUUUCUGCAGACUUUGUGUCAGAUAUUUAUAUUAAAAAGGUCACAAGGAUGAUCUUUUUGUGAAACUUGCAGCUAAUGCUUCCAUUUUGUGGCUUUUUUUCUAGUGUAUUCUCCGUGCCCAAGACUGUUUCUGGAAUAAUAAUGGGUCAAACUUUGAUAUUAUACAAUACACUAACGUAUUGAUGUGAUAUCACUACAUUUCCUCGACUAUAUUGUAACGAUACAUCUUAAUCAGUACAAUAUACUGCAGUACUUUUCCCUAAUGUUGUAUUUCGAGCAAUAACGCUCCGCAAUAAUCUGCUGAAACUAUAAAACUGCAUUUCCCGGUUAUUGAUAUACUGACAAGGAUCAGUAUUUUUAUUCAAAUUCAAAGCCAGUAAUGUCCUGUUGAAUCAUGUUCGUUGAGUCAGCAUCCAUGAGGAGUGAUUAACUGUAAUUAACAAGUAUCUUAAAUGAUUUUUCUAAUCAGUUGCAGUGUUUUAUUGCCUAAUAAGGAUAUCAGUGCAGUUUUUAGUGCUACUAAACGAAAGAAAAAUCCCAUUACAUUAUAAAUCAGUAUAGUAAGCUACAGUAUGCAGCCAGCAGCACUGUAGUUAAUUACACCAUAAAGAGUCACGGUGUAAUGCAUCGAGAUUAUCUUGUACCUGUAAGCCCUCGACACCGGUGGCAGAGCUCUUAGUGUAAUUUCGCUGUGUUUUUCAGCGUCUGUUGGACGCGCACCAGGGCCUCCUAAUUGUGGAGACUUGAGCGCUCACUGGUUGGCCACGGAAGAAUUCGACCCAGCCAAGGCCGUUAACACAGACAGGCCUUCAGAGUCUCAGGAAAAAGUAUUCAGGACACAUCCGUGAAUAUACUGGUCUCCUGAGGGAAAAAAAAAAACCCUGAUCCACUGAUUUUACUGGACAGUAGAGUUUCAGGGUCACUGGAAUAUUACUCAAUCUGCUACAUUAUAUUAGUCCCUAUGCAGCUACAUCAAGAGCUUGCCAUGAGGUAACUUUAGAUUUAGAGCAAUAUCAUACAGAUUCAGUAUAAGACUUCCCAAAUGUGACUCAUUACAGCACUUUGUAACACGGAUAUGUCUGAACUGCAGUUUAAAUACAGUUGACGUUAUUGAAAACUCUUUGAGUCAUGAUUAUGUCAGAUUAUCAACAGGGCAAUUUCAGGUUCUUCCAGGAUUAUAAUGUUAAUACAUUCAGGCCUCAGAUGAUAUGAAGAUACGAUUUUUUAAAAUUCUUUAUGAACACUCUCUAUCUCUCUCUCUUUCGCUCUAAGACACUUUGAAAACAGAUGGUACACUGUUGAGAGUUCAUUCCCAAAGCACUAUUUAUCUAUUUACCUGACGUCUGGUUUCUCUGCAGUGUGGAGCAUCCUGUCUGUAAAAAAAUAUUUUAUUUAUCAACCAAGGACUGAAGUGACCUCCUGUGUUUUAAAAGUACAAUAAAUUAUUGAAAUUCUGUUUUAGCA
Lates calcarifer (barramundi perch) is the source of this 6362-nucleotide messenger RNA. Its product is annotated as lysine-specific demethylase RSBN1L. Lineage: Eukaryota; Metazoa; Chordata; Actinopteri; Centropomidae. Gene Ontology annotation, cellular component: nucleus. Bases 437 to 4495 code for a protein of 1352 amino acids. The record is from RefSeq and is a predicted model, not a curated record. The transcript has 9 exons.